AUGGCAGUUUUAUUGAAACCCGUUGUCGUUUACGCUUUUUAUAAUAGCGUGACAUUCUCUCCUGGCGACCGCGUUACCGUUUGGCAAGAGAAGUUCUAUUGUCCACAUUGCAUUGACCAAGUUUGCUCUGCUCCAAAUGUCAGCAGUGCCACCAAAAAGAAUACUUUUCAGUCGCCUUUGUCUGUCACGGAUGAUGAGGGAUGUAUCAGUGCUAGUGAUAUCGCAUCGCCACAUUAUGUUCCUGAGCAGUUUACGGAUUCAAACCAACCUCACAAUAACUACUCAUGUAUCUCUUCAACUGGGCUUCCCCAGAAAUCAAGGUCUAUUCUGAGAAGGCCCGCUGCUGAGAAAAAUGGGCUUCAUGCAUCGAAGGAACGAGGAUACUUAAGUACAGAUUCAGGUCUAGGAGAACGUGUAUGUGACUCAAGUACUUUAGAUGAGUCAAACCUGAGACAUUUUUCUAAUGAAUAUUCGGAUCAGGAUAGAGCUAGCAUUCAAAAGAAGAGUCUCACACUUUGUCUUUCCAUUUAUCCAGACAAAGUCUCUCCUGUACCCAAUAAUAAUCGAUACAAACGUAAUGUAUCAUCUACCGCUUUAAGUAGUUAUUCCCAACCACGACAGUUUCAUUUACCUGAACCUGGUAAAAGUCGUUUUCUACCCCCUGGUUUAAAAUUAUGGACAACCCUAUUUGGUCGAUCAACCAGCAGUGCUAUCCCACCGUAUACUACAAGUACACCACGUUCAAAUAAUCUCACCAAUAAUUAUAACAAUGAAAGUAAUAAUAAUAAUGGGAUUAUUACAUCACGUUCAUUAAAUAAGCCUAUCGCUUCUUCAGCUGUCAAUUUAAGUGAUGAUAGAACAAAAAGUGAUAAAUCAACCGCAACUGCAACAACAAAAACAACAAGAAUAUCAUCCGGUACACCUGUUAAUGGACACACUAAUCCAUUAUCACCUAACUCAGUAUAUAUGAAUGGUAUUCAUCAUUCUGGUCCAAUUAUAUUAAAUGAUCAUGAAUUAACAUUGGAAACACGUAAAUUGGCAUGUUUACCAGCUGGACAAUUAAGAGAUAAAAGUGUACCCGCACCCAUUGAACGUUAUGAUUGGCCAGCACCGCCUGCAUCAGGCGUUGUCCUAGCUGAAUUAAUGCGUGAACGACGUCAGCGACGUAGAGAACGAGCACGUUUAAGUGGCACACAGUUUUCCGGUGAUCCUGAUGAUUUAGAGAGUCAAGAAGCAUUGAGUAUUGAUUAUUCAUUUGAUGGUGUUCCAGACACAAUAACUGACAAUUCUGCUGCGCAUACUGGCAUUGGACAAGCAAUUCUCCGUGAAGAAGCAGAAAGUAAACGCAGAUCACGUUCACAAACCUACUUAGAUCCAGUGUCGGCUUCUCGAACUCCGAGUGCAGCUGUUGAACCGUCUUUCAAACCACGCUAUGCUACGCAUCAAUUUGCGUUGCUAAAUCGUGAGUCAGCCACAACAAUGACAACGACAACAAGUAUUUCUACUCAUCAUAAUAAUAUUUCUCGAUUUGGUGCUGCUACGAUGCCUACCUCUACUACACCUGUCAUCAGUGGUCAUACUUAGUAAGGUAGAAAGCAUAAAUGGAAACGCUCACUAUGCAAAGUAAGUCCACCACCUGAUGGCUUGGGAAUGUUUUCGCCCGUAAGUGUCUUGGAAGUGCUUAUCGCAUCUGUUGAAAGCAGUGAAUAAUAAAUGAUGAGCUUAGGUAUCCAAUUUAUUUUACAACAUAUAUUCAUCAACUGAUGAGGUUACUGGAAUAUGUUGAACAUACUAGACUAGUUAUGUUGAUCAAAUUGAAACCACCUUGGAAAUAAUCAUAGGUUGGCUUAGAGCAGUACAUGUUAGCAAUCCACCAAGUAAUAGACGUUUUCAGAUGUCCAGAGAAAUUCACCCUACCGAAAUCAGCCACAAUGGUCCAGAUAUGUUCUCUCCUUUUUUUCUUUUUCUCUCUCUCUCUCUCUCUCUCUCUCUCUCUCU
Messenger RNA from Heterobilharzia americana, 1998 nucleotides. NCBI's taxonomy places the organism in Eukaryota, Metazoa, Platyhelminthes, Trematoda, Strigeidida, Schistosomatidae. The record is from the annotation of a GenBank genome assembly.